AUGGCGCUGAGCCCCCCCGAGAGCCAGCCGGGCCCGGAGCCCCCGCACCCGCCGCCCGAGCAGGAGGGCGACGAGGACCCGGUGCCUAUCAACCACCAGCAGCUGCGCAGCCUGGAGCCCGAGCCGGGCGGGAUCCCGCUGCACUCGCCAUGGACCUUCUGGCUGGACAAGUCACUUCCAGGUACCACAGCAGCUGAAUGUGCAUCAAAUCUCAAGAAGAUCUAUACAGUACAGACAGUACAGAUUUUCUGGAGUGUCUAUAAUAAUAUUCCUGCUGUGACAAAUUUGCCUCUGAGAUGUAGUUACCAUUUAAUGCGGGGAGAAAGACGGCCACUUUGGGAAGAGGAAAGCAACGCCAAAGGAGGUAUAUGGAAAAUGAAGGUCCCUAAAGAAAGUACGUCUGCAGUUUGGAAAGAGUUAUUGCUGGCAACUAUUGGGGAACAGUUUACAGAUUGCUCUGCAGCAGACGACGAAGUUAUAGGGGUUAGUGUCAGUGUUCGUGACCGUGAAGAUGUUGUUCAAGUUUGGAAUGUGAAUGCAUCUUUGGCAAGUGAAGCAACAGUUUUAGAAAAGAUCUAUGAACUUCUGCCACACACCUCCUUUAAAGCAGUGUUUUAUAAGCCUCACAGAGAGCAUCAUGCUUUUGAAGGUGGACGUAGAAGACAUUAACUGCACCCUGUAAAAAACUCAUACUUUGUAGUCUGAGUUUGUGAAGUGGUCUAAGCAGGGAGAUGGAUGGGCAGAAGCCUUGCAGAAGCAUCACAUCUGCUGGUCAUUUUCAGUUUG
Molecule: messenger RNA, 786 nt
Organism: Emys orbicularis (European pond turtle)
Lineage: Eukaryota; Metazoa; Chordata; Testudines; Emydidae
Gene: EIF4E3
Product: eukaryotic translation initiation factor 4E family member 3
Exons: 7
Coding region: 1-669 (222 amino acids)
Biological process (GO): translational initiation
Cellular component (GO): eukaryotic translation initiation factor 4F complex
Molecular function (GO): RNA 7-methylguanosine cap binding; translation initiation factor activity
Source: RefSeq, a predicted model, not a curated record